UAUAUUACCGUUUUCGUAGCAAACCAAAACCGUUACAUAAGCACCUAAAAUCAUAUUCAACACAUUCAACUGCGUUACAAAAUGUUCAAACGUUUCAACAGAAAUAUCUCAUUCUCCGAACAAGAACAAUUACCACCAUCUGAUGUCAAGGAAGUUUUUUCCGAAUUCUCCAACGGCGGAUCAGCAUUGUCUGCUGAUCAGCUACGGCAAUUUUUGGUUGAACAUCAAAGCGAAACUAACUGCACCGAAGAUGAUUCAAACCGGAUCGUUCAAAAUGCAAUACAAUCGCGGAAAAGUGGUGUUGCUGGUGAUGGCAUUUCCGGCACCGGAGAGGAACUCACCCUUGAAGAAUUCUUCCAGUUUUUGUUCUAUGAUGAAUUUAAUGGUCCCAUAAAAUCACAGGUACACCAUGACAUGAAUGCCCCGUUAUCACAUUAUUUCAUAUACACAGGACACAAUUCCUAUCUAACUGGCAAUCAGCUAAGCAGUGAUUGCAGUGAUGUACCAAUCAUAAAGGCGUUGCAACGAGGCGUGCGCGUUAUAGAACUCGAUUUAUGGCCAAAUUCAGCUAAAGAUGAUAUCGUUGUAGUUCAUGGAAGGACACUUACAACUCCUGUCUCACUAGUCCAAUGUUUGAAGUCCAUAAAAGAAUAUGCAUUUGUUAAAUCUCGCUACCCUGUCGUUAUAACUUUAGAAGAUCAUCUUACACCAGAUCUUCAAGCUAAAGUUGCAGAGAUGACAACUCAAAUAUUUGGAGAUAUGCUCUAUUUUCCGCAUACAGAAACUAUGACAGAAUUCCCAACACCAGAAUCACUAAAAGAUCGAGUUCUUAUAUCGACGAAACCGCCAAAAGAAUAUCUUGAUUCCAAACAAUUUAAGGAUACUAGUGACAGUGAAAGGGAAAUGGGUGAAGAAGGAUCAUUGUCACCAGCCCUUAGUGUUGAAUGUGAUGAAAGAUGCAGUGGAAGUGAUCUUGAUGAGGAAGGUUUGAAUCCUCGUGAUAAAAAGCCAGACCAGCAAAGCGCACCACAGUACAAACGUUUGAUUACAAUCCAUGCUGGUAAGCCCAAGGGUCAUAUAAGGGACCACCUAAAAGUUGCUGGUGAUGUUAAGCGUUUGAGCUUGAGUGAGCAAGAACUUGAAAAGGCUUCGGCUUCUUAUGGAGCUGAUAUUGUUAGGUUUACACAGAAGAAUAUUCUUAGGGUGUAUCCAAAGGGAACACGUGUCACCUCUUCGAAUUACAGGCCACAUAUAGGGUGGAUGUAUGGAGCUCAGAUGGUCGCAUUUAACAUGCAGGGGCAUGGAAAAUCACUUUGGUAUAUGCAAGGAAUGUUUAGAGCAAAUGGAGGGUGUGGUUAUGUGAAAAAGCCUGUUUUUCUUAUGGAGAAAGGUCCACACAGUGAGUGUUUUGAUCCUAAAAGAACACUGCCAGUGAAGAAGACAUUGAAGGUGAAAGUAUACAUGGGAAAUGGGUGGAACUCAGAUUUUAGCAAAACACACUUUGAUACAUUCUCUCCUCCGGACUUUUACACAAAGGUUUGUAUUGUUGGAGUACCGGCUGAUGAAGUCAAUAAGAAGACCAAAGUAAAUAAAGAUAAUUGGUUUCCAAUUUGGGAUGAAGAGUUUGAUUUUCCUUUGAGCGUUCCAGAGCUUGCUUUGCUUAGGAUUGAAGUUAGAGAGCAUGAUAAGCAUGAAAAGGAUGAUUUUGGUGGACAAACAUGUUUGCCAGUUUCUGAGCUGAAAUCUGGAUUCAGAGCAGUUCCUUUAUAUGAUCAAAAGGGUGAGAAAUUAAAAUCUGUAAAGCUUUUAAUGCGGUUUCAGUUCACAUGAACUAAUUGCCUUAGCCCUUAAGCCAUAUGGUCUCAAAUAUUCCUAGGUGGUUUUGCAUCUGACUAGUGAUUAGUGAUUACAAGAAGACUGUUGUAAUUUUAUAGAUAGAUUGUUAUGUGAUUAACUGCUUCAAACAUAACUAUGGCCUUCAGAGGUUAUAUUUACUUACCUUCAAGAUCAAGUCAUCAACUGAUAGAGUAGAGUAAUUAGAAACAGAA
Messenger RNA from Medicago truncatula (barrel medic), 2048 nucleotides. Its product is annotated as phosphoinositide phospholipase C 6. NCBI's taxonomy places the organism in Eukaryota, Viridiplantae, Streptophyta, Magnoliopsida, Fabales, Fabaceae. Gene Ontology annotation, molecular function: phosphatidylinositol-4,5-bisphosphate phospholipase C activity. Gene Ontology annotation, biological process: phosphatidylinositol-mediated signaling; release of sequestered calcium ion into cytosol; lipid metabolic process. The coding region runs from base 82 to 1830 and encodes 582 amino acids. The transcript is spliced from 9 exons. Gene Ontology annotation, cellular component: plasma membrane. The record is from RefSeq and is a predicted model, not a curated record.